Molecule: messenger RNA, 1419 nt
Organism: Photinus pyralis (common eastern firefly)
Lineage: Eukaryota; Metazoa; Arthropoda; Insecta; Coleoptera; Lampyridae
Product: phenoloxidase-activating factor 3-like
Exons: 5
Coding region: 371-1243 (290 amino acids)
Biological process (GO): proteolysis
Molecular function (GO): serine-type endopeptidase activity
Source: RefSeq, a predicted model, not a curated record
UGUAGAAUUAGAAAUACAAUUCAAAAAAGCAAUUUUGUUCUGUUAGCAAACAGUUCAGUCUGUAGUUCCAUUUUUGGAAUCUCCAAGUAUGCAAACGUCCUGAUAUAUAUUGCACGAUAUUCCGAUGUAAACCAGUUAACAUCGUGCUGCUGAUGUAAAAACCUACAAAACACUGCUUUUGCAACGAGCCGGUACCUAAAGCUUCAAUGUGAUACCUCUUAAUCUUACGUACAUACCAAUUACCAUCAAAUACUACACGCGAUUUAGCAGAUAAUCUGAUGCCUAUUAUCAAAGACAUUUACGUAUAGUAGGAAGUACAAACGCGAAUUGUUUUGUUUUUUAAAUCUGCUUUGUGACCAAUGUUCAAGGGAUGGCAACUGCAAUACUUCCUUUGAUUGUACUAGUAGGUGCCGCAGGAUCGACGCUCUCCGAAAGCAAUUUAUUAGCACCUCGCAGCUUCUGCGGAUUUCAACACAUUGACGAUUACGCAAGGGAUAACGACAAUGUGACUUUAGAUGAAUUUCCAUGGAUUGCACUUUUACUGGAUGGUACCACUAAAGAAUUAAAAUGCGCAGGAACAUUGAUCAAUUACCGUUACGUAAUGACCGUCGCACAUUGCGUUCUUAAUCCCUGGAACAAUAACUUAGUCGUUCGUCUAGGCGAAUUUAAUGUUAUGACCGACGUCGAUUGCCUCAAUCACACCAGCUUCGGUGAAGAAUGUAGUGAUCCCGUUCAAGAAUAUAGCGCGGAAAAUAUAAUUGUGCAUCCGGACUACAACCCACGCACUAGUCACAAUGAUAUUGGGUUGGUUCGUCUUUCCAGGAAUGUUGAAUAUUCAGAGUACAUUCGUCCUAUUUGUCUACCCAGCACAAAGGAGCUCGAUUUAAACGAAUGUGUUCAAUUGGCAGCGUCGGGUUGGGGGGCAGAAAUUGACGACGUGCCUCCGGUAGUUCGGAAAAAGAAACUUGCGGCGCGUUUGCUACCUAUUUCCGAGUGUAUGAAGAUAACGAUGUUCAAAAAUUCACUUAAACGUCCAACCAAUGAUCAUCUAUGCGCGUACGAAGUACGUGAAAGUUCUUCUUGUAGAGGCGAAAGUGGAAGUCCUCUCAUGUUAUCUGUAAAAAAUCAAUGGGAGCAAGUUGGUAUAGUUUCAUUUGGUUUUGUGUGUGGUUUAGAUUUUCCAACAGUUUUUGUGAAGAUAACAAGCUAUUUAGAUUGGAUUAAAGAAAAUGUAAGACCAUAGCAAGUAAGGAGCCACUAUCCAUGAAUAUUAAAAAUUACUUGUUUUAAUUUUUUACCUGUGUUACUCUGUGCAUAUAGCCAUCAAAUGCUUCUCGUAAUGAUAGUUAGAAUAAUAUCAAGUCGUACAACUGACGUGCUUGGAAAACUAUAAUAAUAGAAAGUUAUUUAAGCUGUGAA